Messenger RNA from Cyclocybe aegerita, 2106 nucleotides. Lineage: Eukaryota; Fungi; Basidiomycota; Agaricomycetes; Agaricales; Hemipholiotaceae. The record is from the annotation of a GenBank genome assembly.
AUGCCUUCAGCAUGCCCUGUCGACGACCCUGCCCUCGAACCCGUCGACACCAUACCCAAUCGAACGCAGAUACCGCCGACGAGGAUCCCACCAUACCCUCUUGCUUCCGCGAAUCAGCCUUUCCUCGUUCCUAAACUCAGUUUUUUUGACCCUUCAUGCCACAAGGGCUCAUACCCACCUGCAACCGCUACCCUAUCUAGAAAGUCGUGGUUCUCGGAAAUUCUACCGGACGUUGCGAAUGUCGAUACUUUUGAUUACCUUGUUGUCGGCGGAGGAAAUGCAGGGCUGACUGUUGCAAGUCGCCUCAGCGAAGACCCAGCUGUGUCCGUAGUCGUUCUAGAAGCUGGGCCAAAUGCUGAACAUCUUCCCGAGGUGUACAUCCCCGGACUAGUCGGCUUCGGCCAGUCAUUCACGACGUUAAACUGGGCGUAUCAGACGGUGCCACAGGAACACCUUGGAGGAAGACGGACAACGAUAGGCGCUGGGAAAGUGCUCGGCGGGAGCACCAUCAUUAACAGCAUGAUAUUCCCCCGCGCCGAGAAGGAGCAGUACGAUGCCUGGGGCACUCUUAAUAACGACGACACGUCUUGGACGUGGGACGCCCUUCUGCCCUACUUCAAGCGUUCGGAGACGAUCAUACCACCGACUCUGUCCCAGCUCGCCGAUGGGGUUCGAUACCAACCCGACGCGCACGGAGCGCCCAGCGGCGCCACCAUCGACAAUCCGAAGAAGGAAGGCCGUGUCAAAGUCGGCUUUCCAAACUUUAUCUACCCGCAAUCGCAAAUGUGGCAUGAAGCAUCUGGCUUAAGACCUUCGCCCGACUUGUCCAAUGGUGAUCCACAAGGACACGUAGGCAUUUCCAUCAAUUCUCUCGACGCUAGAAAUAAUACACGGUGUUCUUCCGUAUGCGCCUACUACACACCCAAUGCCGAUCGUCCAAAUCUCACAGUGAUGACCAACGUAACCGUCACUCGCAUUCUGUGGGACCAAUCCCAACACCACACCGCACAAUCCCCGAUUUCAUCAGGAGAGUAUCGUCCUCUGAGAGCUGCAGGCGUCGAGUUGACUUCGUCAGACGGUGUUGUACGUACUCUGCGGGUCGCAAAAGAAGUUUUGCUCGCAGCAGGCGCCAUUGCGAGUCCGAAGAUCCUGGAGCUAUCAGGAGUUGGGAAUGCGACGAUCCUCACAUCUGCGGGAAUAAAACCCGUGCUUGGGCUAUCCACGGUAGGCGAGAAUCUUGCUGAUCAUGUCCAUGGUUGGGCCAACGCCUUCACGAACGCCUCUGUCACGCGAGACAUGCUACGCCUGGAUCCUGUGUUUGAGAAAGAACAAGGAGAGUUGUGGUAUCAUAAUCGCACAGGCGUCUUGUCGGCCGCUCCGCGAUCACUUGGACUCGUCGCCGCCUCCACUCUCUUUCCAUCCUCCGACCUCAGGAAUAUCCUUCAGGCUGCUAGAGAUAACAUCAAACUCUACGCCAACCGCUUCUCAAACGGGAACGAGAAUUUGGCAAAGGGUAUAGAAAUGCAGCAUUCUCUGAUGCUGGACCUCUGGCUCAAGGACCGUGCCGCACCCGUGGAAAUCAAUUAUGAACCCGGUUACUCGGGCCCAACAUCUUUCGAAGACCGUCCACGGAGGAAAUAUUCCUCUGUUAAUGCCGUCCUCUUCAGCACCCUCUCUCGUGGACGUACGCAUAUUAGCUCUUCUGACCCGCUUGCCCUACCAGCGAUCGACCCUGCGUACUAUGCGCACCCUCUGGACUUUGCUACGCACGUGAGGAGUAUCGAGCUUGGGAGGAAGAUGUUAAGGACUACGCCGCUUGACACCAUCUACGAAGAAGAGUACGAACCAGGACCGGAUAGAAGUGUAGAGUUAUAUGCGAGAGAGGUCGCGGCGAGUGACAAUCAUGUUGUGGGUUCACUGGCGAUGAUGCCUCAGGAGCUUGGUGGGGUGGUUGACACGAGGUUGAGGGUGUAUGGAAUCGAGAACGUGCGCGUCGUGGAUGCCUCGAUUAUUCCUUUCCCGAUCAGUGGGCAUAUUUGUUCGACAGUAUACAUGAUUGCAGAGAAGGCCGCUGAUAUGAUCAAAGAGGAUGCUUCGAACUCGUAG